CUAUCCCACUGGGAGGUCCCGGUCCCACCCCAUCCCAACAUUAGCUACGUGGAGGCGGGCUGCUCUCUCCUUAUUGCCAACCCCAUGGAGGCGGGGCAUUAUCCUGCCCACCCCUGGACAUGUGGCCAGGCCACCUGCCCCACAGCAUUUAUGAGGGCCACCCUGAGCUUCGGCAGUGCCAACCCAGCUUUGUGCUCCUCCAGCCACCGCUCAGCCCCACAGGGCCCGUGUAGACCAUGCAGCAGCCCCUCCAGCUUCCCGUGCAGCAGCCCCCAGGCUGUGGUAAGAGCAGCCUGCUGAGCAGCAGUGCCGGCGCAGCUGGUGCCAUCCCGAAAGGGCCAGUGGUCUGCAGCACUGUCAGCGGGAACCCCUAUGCGGGGCUGGUGAGCCACCUGCGGGCAGCCUGGCUCUCGGGGAAGACACGGCCCUUGGAAUACCGUGUGGCACAGCUGGAGGCCCUGGGCCGCUUCCUGGAGGAGAAGAAGCAGGACAUCCUGGAAGCCACUGCGUUGGACAUGGGCAAGCCAUCCUUUGAGGCCUAUUUCACAGAGAUUCUCCUCUGCAAGAAUGAGCUCAAUGACACCCUCAACAACUUGUCUCACUGGAUGAAGGACGAGCACGUGGACAAGAACCUGGUCACACAGCUGGACUCAGCUUUCGUCCGCAAGGAGCCCUAUGGGGUGGUGCUCAUCAUCGCGCCCUGGAACUACCCCAUCCACCUCUUCCUUGUACCUCUCAUCGGUGCUAUUGCUGCUGGUAACUGUGUGGUCAUCAAACCCUCAGAGAUAUCCAAGAACACUGAGAGGCUUGUGGCUGAAUUGCUGACGUGCUACCUGGACAGUGACUGCUUUGCCGUGGUGACUGCUGGUGUGGAGGAGACCACCAGGCUGCUAGAGAACAAGUUUGACUACAUCUUCUUCACCGGCAGCCCCUCAGUGGGCAGGAUCAUAAUGACGGCUGCUGCCAAGCACCUGACACCGGUGACGCUGGAGCUGGGGGGCAAGAACCCCUGCUACGUGUCCGACACCUGCGAUGUGCAGAACGUGGCCCGGAGGGUGGUCUGGGGACGCUUCUUCAAUGCGGGGCAGACCUGCAUUGCGCCCGACUACGUCCUGUGCAGCGUGGAGAUGCAGGAGAAGCUGAUGCCUGCUCUGCGUGAGGCCAUCACUGAAUAUUUUGGUUCCAACCCACGGGAGUCCCCUGACUUUGCCCGCAUUGUGGGAGAUAAGCAGUUCCAGCGUGUGCGGGCGCUGCUGCGCAGCGGGCGUGUGGCCAUCGGGGGACAGACGGACGAGAAGGAGCGCUACAUCGCCCCCACAGUACUGGCAGAUGUGCAGCCCUCUGACCCCGCCAUGCAGGAGGAGAUCUUCGGGCCCAUCCUGCCCAUUGUUGUCGUGGCCAACAUGGAUGAAGCCAUUGACUUCAUCAAUGCACGGCCCCGGCCAUUGGCCAUCUACGCCUUCUCCUGCGACAGCAAGGUGGUGAACCAAGUGCUGGAGAGGACGAGCAGCGGGGGCUUCUGUGGCAACGACACCCUGAUGCACGUGAUGCUGACCUCGCUGCCCUUCGGUGGUACUGGAAACAGUGGUCUGGGGAAAUACCAUGGCAAGUUCACCUUUGACACCUUCAGUCAUCACCGCGGCUGCCUGCACCGCAACAUGGGCCUGGAGGCUAUCAACUCCCCGCGCUACCCACCCUACACCCAGCAGAAGCUGGGGCUGAUGACUGCCACCUUUGAGAUCAAGCGCAAGGGCAUGUGCACCCUGCUCUGAGCAAGGCCCUGUGCCACAUACGGACUGACCAGGAUCCAACCCGUGCCACGUCUUGUGUCGCACUACCACCCUGAUGCAUGCUGGACAGUGGGGACUGACCCCUCCUGUGUGCCUGCUCCUCUCCAGCUUCCUGUGCUCAGGGCUGUGUGCUGUGACACAUCUAAAAUGAUGACGGUUUCUUGUUCUUACCCCACACUUCUCCUCCUGGUAGAGCAAUAGUGCCCUGCUUGCUCAGGACCGGCAAUUAGCCCUAUCUCAUUUCUGUUUAGAUGACCUUCCGAUACUCUCCUACUGGCUGUUGUUUUUUUCUCUGUGUAUAACU
Centrocercus urophasianus (Greater sage-grouse) is the source of this 2094-nucleotide messenger RNA. RefSeq names its product aldehyde dehydrogenase family 3 member B1-like. Lineage: Eukaryota; Metazoa; Chordata; Aves; Galliformes; Phasianidae. Gene Ontology annotation, cellular component: cytoplasm. The transcript has 11 exons. Gene Ontology annotation, molecular function: aldehyde dehydrogenase (NAD+) activity. Gene Ontology annotation, biological process: aldehyde metabolic process. Bases 237 to 1772 code for a protein of 511 amino acids. The record is from RefSeq and is a predicted model, not a curated record.